Messenger RNA from Nakaseomyces glabratus, 2148 nucleotides. RefSeq names its product Doa1p (gene DOA1). NCBI's taxonomy places the organism in Eukaryota, Fungi, Ascomycota, Saccharomycetes, Saccharomycetales, Saccharomycetaceae. Gene Ontology annotation, cellular component: nucleus; cytoplasm. Gene Ontology annotation, biological process: proteasome-mediated ubiquitin-dependent protein catabolic process; ubiquitin recycling. The record is from RefSeq and is a predicted model, not a curated record. Gene Ontology annotation, molecular function: ubiquitin binding.
AUGUAUCAAUUGAGUGCAACCUUAAGAGGUCAUUCGCAGGAUGUCAAAGACAUUACAGCAGUGAAUGAUAAUAAAAUAGCAAGCGUUUCUCGAGAUGGAUCACUUAGAGUUUGGACGAGAAGCUCUUCUGGUGAUUGGGAAGAUGUGCUGGUCUAUCAAUCAGAUAAAUUCUUAAAUGCUGUUUGCUAUGAUAAGACAAGUCAGACAGUAUACUAUGGUGGUCAAGAUACUUUGAUUAAUGGCUCUCACAUUGAAGAUGUAAUAGGAUCUUCAGCUGAUCCGAUGUAUACUUUAGUUGGCCAUACAGGAAAUGUCUGUGGUCUAAGAUUUCAAAAUGGAUUGCUCCUAAGCUCGAGUUGGGAUAAAACUGCGAAAAUAUGGGAUAAUAAUAAACUAAAAUAUGAUCUCAGAAACCAUGAGGCGUCGGUUUGGGACUCUACAAUGGUGUCUGAUGAUAUUAUUUUGACUGCAUCUGCGGACAAGUCGAUCGGUGUGUGGAUGGAAGGCAAGUUAAUCAAAAAGUUGUCUAAUAUACAUGAUGAUGUGAUAAGACAUCUUGAAUAUAUUAGUAAUGAUAUAUUCGCUUCCUGUUCAAACGAUGGUACCAUAAAACUGCUGAAUUUAGAAGGUGAAAUUAAGAAUGUUUUUGAAGGCCACGAAAGUUUUGUCUAUUGUGUCAAACAUAUGAAUAACACUUUAUUUAGUUGUGGAGAAGACAGCACGGUCAGAAUAUGGAGCAUCAAUGGAUCAACCAAACAAGUGAUAAGAAUUCCGGCUGUAUCAGUCUGGAACCUCGAUCUCCUGCCCAACGGCGAUUUUGUUAUUUGCUGCAGUGACAAUACGAUUAGAAUUUUUACCGAAGAUCAAUCAAGAGUAGCAUCAAAGGAUCAGCUAGACGCUUUUAAGGAAGAAUUAGAAAAGUCUGCUAUAAACUCGGAGACAAUCAAUUUCGAUGAAAGUAAAUUAUCUCCCUAUGAAGUUCUGUCCAAACCAGGAAAGAAAGAAGGUCAGCUUGUUGUUGUGAAAAGCCCAGAAGGUGUAACUGAGGCACAUCAGUUUUCUUGUGGACAGUGGAUAAAAAUAGGUGAUGUAGUGGGAUCUGCCACUUCAGGUAGUGAUCAGAAGAAAGAAUAUGAAGGCAAAAUGUAUGAUUAUGUAUUUGAUGUUGAUGUGAAAGAAAAUGAGCCACCACUGAAGCUUCCAGUUAAUAUAACAGACAAUCCAUAUGACAUCGCCGACAAGUUUAUUGCUAGAUAUGAGCUACCUCCUGAAUAUCGAGAUCAAAUUGUUCAAUUUAUACUGACUAAUACAACUGGUAUGAAAGUUGGAGAUACAGCUACAUCUGACAACAACAGAGAUAACUCAUUUACAUCAUCGCAAACUUUCGCUAUGUUUCCUGUAACCAAAAUUCUUUCAAACAAAAAUUUUAAUGCCGACUCCAUAUUUAAUGGUAUUGUAAAAUUUAAUUUGAAAGAGCAAUCCUUCGAUGAUGAAGACUUAGGUCUUAUUGGCUCUUCAUUACAAUCAGUAGAUGAGAGUUGGGAAGCCCUUUAUGGGUAUGCUAACAGAAUAUUAAAAUCGUGGGAAAAUAAGAUCCCAGCAUUUGAUAUUUUAAGAGUCAUUGUUGACAAGUUGCCUGAUCCAAAUAAUAUCAAUGAUUAUAUUGACCUAGGAUUGAGUAACAAAGAUAUUGUUAUCUCAAUGCUCACAGUAAAGAUACUCGUAAAUAUUUUCUCUAACAAAAUUUGGGGCCCACAGCUUUUGUCUUCACCAAAAGUUUAUGAAAAUAUAUUUGAAACUAUAGAAACGAUAUAUGAUAAUGCCACAGAAAAGAAAACUUCCAACUUAGCUAUUGCUGUUUCAACAUUACUUUUCAAUUUCUCUACGAUGGUUAUCAAUGACAAAAAUGGCACGGAAAUGCUUCCGGUUAUUUGUGACACUAUUAAUACGAAAUUCGGACCGUUAGAAGAGUACCAAGCAAAUGAAGAGGCCAGUUAUAGACUAUUAAUGGCUUAUGGUAAUAUGGCUACAAUUGAACCAACGCUUUUACAAUAUGCUAAGUCUAUCACGUGGAUAAGGCAAAUGAAACACAAUUUCGGACAUAUUGACAGAUUCAAAGUUAUUUUCACCGACCUAAAAUUACACUAA